AUGAUGGGCAAGGUCAUCUUCUACGAGGACAGGAACUUCCAGGGUCGCUCUUAUGAGUGUAUGGGAGACUGUGGUGACUUCUCCUCCUACAUGAGCCGUUGUCACUCUUGCAGAGUGGAGAGUGGCUGCUGGAUGAUGUACGAUCAGCCCAACUACAUGGGAAGUGGAUAUUUCUUCAGGAGGGGAGAGUAUGCUGAUUACAUGUCUAUGUUUGGAAUGAACAACUGCAUCAGGUCCUGCCGUAUGAUCCCCAUGUACAGGGGAUCCUACAGAAUGAGGAUCUACGAGAGGGAGAACUUUGGAGGUCAGAUGUACGAGAUGAUGGAUGACUGUGAAAACAUCAUGGACCGUUACCGCAUGUCUCACUGCCAGUCCUGCCAUGUGAUGGACGGCCACUGGCUUAUGUAUGAGCAGGCCAACUACAGAGGCAGGAUGUGGUACUUCGGACCUGGAGAGUACAGGAACUUCAGCAACUUUGGUGGCAUGAGGUUCAUGAGCAUGAGGCGUAUCAUGCACUCCUGUGAGGGGCGUAGUAGCUGA
Danio aesculapii is the source of this 540-nucleotide messenger RNA. RefSeq names its product gamma-crystallin M2-like. Gene Ontology annotation, biological process: lens development in camera-type eye; visual perception. Lineage: Eukaryota; Metazoa; Chordata; Actinopteri; Cypriniformes; Danionidae. The transcript is spliced from 4 exons. Gene Ontology annotation, molecular function: structural constituent of eye lens. The record is from RefSeq and is a predicted model, not a curated record. Bases 1 to 540 code for a protein of 179 amino acids.